ACUCUCCAUCAACGGAAUAAUAAAGAACGAGAAAGGAGAUUUAAAGCAAGUGCCGCUUCUUUUCUGUUGCAUGUCUCGAAGAAGAGCUAUUGACUAUAUAGCGGUGUUCCAAAAACUAAAGGAAAUCAUGCCCCUUCCCAGAGUUGAACGGAUUGUGACAGAUUUUGAACGCGCAGUUUUUGUCGCAGUCCGAAAACUGUUUCCUUCUUGCUUCCACUUGGGAUGUAAUUUCCAUUGGUGCCAGGCAAUAAUGAAGAAAAUCCGCGAUUUUAACCUGUCGACCGAGUACAACAAAAAAGGACCCAAUCCUGUUCGCGACUUCGUUUUUCGUCUGCUUUGUCUCGCCUAUCUUCCAGCCGAUAAAAUACCUUCGGUGUUUGACUCCUUACGAACAUCGGUGCCACCAAUACUGGAGACAUUAAUGGACUAUAUGGAGCGAAACUGGAUUCGAGGCCGUUUUUGGACUCCUGUUCAUUGGUCCUGUUUCAAUCUCCUUCUGAAAACAAAUAACGAUUGUGAAGGGCUUCACAAUGACUGGAACAAGUUGGCGGGUGGCCCAAAUCUCCCGUUUUACAAGAUGACGUUGGUGCUGGAGCAGCUGUGUCAAGACUUAUCAACCAUGGAACUACUGGAGGAAAUAGUAUUAGAACUGAAAACCUCAUUCCCAACUGUAGUCACUGACCAUCCUUUGAACCUUAACGACGAAAACAUAGAUAAUUACGACAUGUCCUUCGAGAGCGAUGACGAAUUGUGA
This is a messenger RNA of Daphnia magna, 754 nucleotides long. RefSeq lists its product as uncharacterized. The record is from RefSeq and is a predicted model, not a curated record. NCBI's taxonomy places the organism in Eukaryota, Metazoa, Arthropoda, Branchiopoda, Diplostraca, Daphniidae. The transcript is spliced from 5 exons. The coding region runs from base 71 to 754 and encodes 227 amino acids.